AUGGAUUCCCCUCCGGUGGAUCUGUCUUUUAAAGAAAUCUUCACAGUCACAGAUGCACUGGAAGAGGAACCCAACAAAGGCCUGCGACCUUUGACAACAAACUCUGAGGGGAAGUACCUGAGCCGCUCUCUGCGUCUCGGAUACAACAAGCUCUCAAACCUUGACGGUCUUCAGUACGUCAUCGACCAUUUCCUGGCUGAUCCCACAAAGCUCUGCUGGCUGGACCUGUCCUUCAACAACUUAACAUCCAUCGAUCCAGUUUUGUUUGAGCUGGAAGAGCUGCGUGUGUUGUAUCUCCAUGGCAACAGCAUCUCCAACAUGACAGAGGUAGAAGACCUGGGAGUGCUGAAGCAUCUGCACACGAUCACGCUGCACGGAAAUGUCAUAGAAAGUUUGAGGGACUACAGGAAUCAAGUGAUUUUUGCUCUGCCUCACCUGAAGAACAUGGACUUCAGCGUUGUGACACCCAGGGAGCGGGAGUUGGCAAAUCUUUGGUCCAAGAAGGUUUAA
Cololabis saira (Pacific saury) is the source of this 510-nucleotide messenger RNA. Its product is annotated as leucine-rich repeat-containing protein 51-like. NCBI's taxonomy places the organism in Eukaryota, Metazoa, Chordata, Actinopteri, Beloniformes, Belonidae. The coding region runs from base 1 to 510 and encodes 169 amino acids. The transcript has 4 exons. The record is from RefSeq and is a predicted model, not a curated record. Gene Ontology annotation, molecular function: protein binding.